AUGGCGUCACCUGCUAUUGCUCUGGCCUUCAUUCCUCUUCUGCUGACAUUGAUCAUUCGCUACCGUUAUUACUUUGUACUGCUAUAUCGAGCCGUCCUGGUCAGAAUAUGGAAGGACUGCGUCACUGGGUUGAGUCGAGAGGAGCGAGCCUACCAGUACGUUCUCACUCAUUCCAUCCCCGGAGACCCUGACAGUAUCCUGGAAGCCUUUGAUAUCUGGUGCAGUAAGGUGGAGUUCAUCAGCAACAUUGGCCCCCAAAAAGGGAAAGUCUUGGACCGUCUGCUGAUGGAACAGAGCCCUUUGACAGUGCUGGAGCUGGGGGCCCACUGUGGGUACAGCACUGUGCGGAUUGCUCGGGCUCUGCCUCUGGGGGCCAGGCUCUACAGCAUUGAGAUGGACCAGAGGAAUGCUGCCAUCGCUGAGAAGAUCAUUCGUUUAGCAGGAUUUGAUGAUGACACAGUGGAGCUCAUCAUCAAUCCGUCUGAUGAGGUGAUACCUCGGCUGCGAAGCGACUACAAUUUGGAGAGGCUGGAUUUUGUCUUCAUGGACCACUGGAAGAAAUGCUACCUUCCUGAUCUACAGAUGUUGGAGGGCUCUGGUCUGCUUGGAAAAGGAUCUAUGAUUUUGGCCGACAACGUUUUGUUUCCUGGGGCUCCAAAGUUCCUUCGACACAUUCGCAAAAGUGGCCUGUAUGAAUGGAAGAUCCACAGAGCCACGCUGGAAUACAGCAAAGGCAUAAGGGAUGGGAUGGCUGAGCUGGUGUACCAGGGAAUC
Molecule: messenger RNA, 774 nt
Organism: Menidia menidia (Atlantic silverside)
Lineage: Eukaryota; Metazoa; Chordata; Actinopteri; Atheriniformes; Atherinopsidae
Source: the annotation of a GenBank genome assembly